Messenger RNA from Mya arenaria, 1831 nucleotides. Its product is annotated as actin, cytoplasmic. Lineage: Eukaryota; Metazoa; Mollusca; Bivalvia; Myida; Myidae. The coding region runs from base 52 to 1659 and encodes 535 amino acids. The record is from RefSeq and is a predicted model, not a curated record. The transcript has 3 exons.
GGGACUUGGGCAGUGUGGACGUGAAAUAUAAUCUUAAAACCAUAACCAACAAUGGCGGAUGAAGAUGUUGCGGCUUUGGUAGUGGACAAUGGUUCCGGAAUGUGCAAGGCGGGCUUCGCCGGAGACGACGCGCCAAGGGCCGUCUUCCCUUCCAUCGUCGGCAGACCCAGGCAUCAGGGUGUGAUGGUUGGUAUGGGACAAAAAGACAGUUAUGUGGGAGACGAAGCCCAAAGCAAGAGAGGUAUCCUCACCCUCAAGUACCCCAUUGAGCACGGCAUUGUCACCAACUGGGACGACAUGGAGAAGAUCUGGCAUCACACUUUCUAUAACGAGCUCCGUGUGGCCCCCGAGGAACACCCCGUGCUGCUCACCGAGGCUCCCCUCAACCCCAAAGCCAACAGAGAAAAGAUGACCCAGAUCAUGUUUGAGACCUUCAACUCGCCCGCCAUGUACGUGGCCAUCCAGGCUGUACUUUCCCUGUACGCUUCCGGCCGUACGACCGGUAUUGUGAUGGACUCUGGGGACGGUGUGUCCCAUACCGUCCCGAUUUAUGAAGGUUACGCUUUGCCGCACGCCAUAAUCAGAUUGGAUCUGGCAGGGAGAGACCUUACGGACUACUUAAUGAAAAUCCUUACAGAGCGUGGCUACUCAUUUACAACAACCGCUGAGCGCGAAAUCGUCAGAGAUAUUAAGGAAAAGUUAUGUUACAUUGCUCUUGACUUUGAACAAGAAAUGCAAACAGCCGCCUCUUCUAGUUCGCUCGAGAAGAGCUAUGAGCUCCCCGACGGCCAGGUCAUCACCAUUGGGAACGAGCGUUUCCGUUGCCCUGAGGCCAUGUUUCAACCUUCAUUUAUUGGCAUGGAGUCCGCCGGCAUCCACGAAACCACGUAUAACAGCAUCAUGAAGUGCGACGUCGACACCGCCAUGUACGUGGCCAUCCAGGCUGUAUUGUCACUGUACGCUUCCGGCCGUACGACCGGUAUUGUGAUGGACUCUGGUGACGGCGUGUCUCAUACCGUGCCUAUUUAUGAAGGCUACGCUUUGCCGCAUGCCAUAAUCAGAUUAGAUCUGGCAGGGAGAGACCUUACGGACUACUUAAUGAAAAUCCUUACAGAGCGCGGCUACUCAUUUACGACAACCGCUGAGCGCGAAAUCGUCAGAGAUAUUAAGGAAAAGUUAUGUUACGUUGCUCUUGACUUUGAACAAGAAAUGCAAACAGCCGCCUCUUCUAGUUCGCUCGAGAAAAGUUAUGAGCUCCCCGACGGCCAGGUCAUCACCAUUGGGAACGAGCGUUUCCGUUGCCCUGAGGCCAUGUUUCAACCUUCAUUUAUUGGCAUGGAGUCCGCCGGCAUCCACGAAACCACGUAUAACAGCAUCAUGAAGUGCGACGUCGACAUCCGAAAAGAUCUGUACGCCAACACAGUACUUUCCGGUGGCAGCACAAUGUUCCCCGGUAUUGCAGACAGAAUGCAGAAAGAAAUAUCCUCGCUUGCCCCACCCACGAUGAAGAUCAAGAUUAUCGCUCCCCCAGAGCGGAAGUACUCCGUUUGGAUCGGCGGCUCCAUUCUGGCGUCCCUGUCCACCUUUCAGCAGAUGUGGAUAAGCAAGCAGGAGUACGACGAGUCCGGCCCCUCCAUCGUCCACAGAAAGUGCUUCUAACAUGUCCAAUUGGAACAUAAGCUAUUAUUAGUGUAUAUUUUGCUUGUGAUUAGAAACAAUAAUAAUAUUAUAAUGUUAUUUGGUUGAACAUUUUAUGUAGCUUAGAUUUUUUUAUAAUUGGUUAAUAUUUAGAGAGAUUAAAACGCGAAGAAAUGAAUGAUCAAUCAACUUG